AUGCUGCCGCGCCGCCGCCCUAGGACGUUGACGGGUUUCCUCGGCGUGCGGCGGCAGUACUCUGGCCAUUUCACUGCAGAGAUCACUGUUGACAACCUGCGCUGGUGGCUCGGGACAUUCGUGUUGCUGGAGCUCGACGUGCGCAUGUGGACGUUCGGCUGGCCGCACGCCGAUAUGAACUUGACCCUUGUGGAGAGCCUAAAGAAGGACGAGUUCCUAUCGCUACCGGUGAGCAUGGUCACUCGCGAGCAGGAGAAGCAGAAUCAUCGCGCCUUUUUGCAGAUUAGGGCGCACGAGGCCGACGAGGAGGCAAUGGCAAAGAUUCACCGUGAUCACCCCGAGCUUGUUCAGUUCGGGACUAGGUACUUCACAGAGAGGGAGAAGCCCAAGAAUAAGAAGAAAUAA
Molecule: messenger RNA, 405 nt
Organism: Lolium perenne
Lineage: Eukaryota; Viridiplantae; Streptophyta; Magnoliopsida; Poales; Poaceae
Source: RefSeq, a predicted model, not a curated record